Messenger RNA from Seriola dumerili (greater amberjack), 1305 nucleotides. RefSeq names its product coatomer subunit zeta-1-like (gene copz2). The record is from RefSeq and is a predicted model, not a curated record. The coding region runs from base 58 to 594 and encodes 178 amino acids. Gene Ontology annotation, cellular component: COPI vesicle coat. Lineage: Eukaryota; Metazoa; Chordata; Actinopteri; Carangiformes; Carangidae. Gene Ontology annotation, biological process: retrograde vesicle-mediated transport, Golgi to endoplasmic reticulum; intracellular protein transport; intra-Golgi vesicle-mediated transport. The transcript is spliced from 9 exons.
CGGUGUGACAGCUCAGAGCUGUCCACGUCAACACACCGAGCGAGCACGGCGGCAGCGAUGGACUCCACGUCUCUGGAACCUUCCCUCUACACAGUGAAAGCUGUUUUCAUCCUUGAUAAUGAUGGCAACAGACUUCUGUCAAAGUACUACGACCCUGAGCUUUACCCCUCCAUGAAGGAGCAGAAGAAUUUUGAGAGGAACGUUUUCAACAAGACACACAAAGCAGACAAUGAGAUAGCUUUCCUGGAGGGGAUGACUAUCGUCUAUAAGGGCAGUAUAGACCUCUUCUUCUAUGUGGUGGGAAGCGCUCAGGAGAACGAGCUGAUGCUCAUGUCGGUACUGAACUGCCUAUUUGACUCCCUCAGUCAGAUCCUCAGGAAAAAUGUGGAGCGGAGGUGUUUACUGGAUAAUAUGGAAGGAGUGUUCCUGGUAGUGGAUGAAAUCAUUGAUGGAGGGGUGAUUCUGGAGAGUGACCCACAGCAGGUCCUACAGAAGGUCAGCUACAGGGCGGAUGAGAACCCAUUAUCUGAACAAAGUGUGGCCCAGGUUCUGCAGUCGGCCAAGGAGCAGAUCAAAUGGUCCAUACUGAAAUGACGCAGACCAGACAAAUUUAGGAUUCUCAAGAAAGAAUAUUUCUAGUCCCAAAGCUAUUUUUUAUAGUAACAGACUAAAGGGAAGAUUAUUACAAGUGAGGUGGACAGUGUCCUGCUUUAUAUAGCAAUGAAUCAAUCAGAAAUAGGGUUUUGUUUCUCUGUGCAAUGGCAUUUUGUUACAUUGUGUGUGACGUGAUUAAUUUAGCUGGUUCGAGAGUGAUUUUAGUCCAUACUAGAGAUGUCAACAGGCCAAAUGACACCAGGCGCUUUAUUCAAAAGUGUCUCAGAAAUGAAAAGUAAAGACUCAAGAGUCCGCCUGUACUUCUUUAUGAAACUGGACGGUUAUCAAACACUAAAAUAGUAGUGACCAGUGUUUUAUUGCUUUAUAUUUUGGCGGAGCAGGAUCUUCCAGGCUUAUUCACUCAAAACAGGAUUUAUUUUAGCUGUUUUGUAUUUGGAAAUUUGGAAAUUACAGUUUUAUACACGUUACCUGAAGUUUUAUUUUUCCACAAAAUGUUACAUUUCCAAAGUAUUUUGGAACAACAAAGUUGCCAACAUUUACAAAAAAUACACACGGCUGUGUCCUGUAAAUUGUUACAAUUUGUAAAAUAUAUUUUACUUAAACAUUUAAAUCAACGAGGAUAAUCUGGGAAAUAAGAAACUCAUUUGUGCACUGAACUGCUCAGUUUAAUAAAGUUGCUGUUGUUCUGUU